CUGCUGCUCCCUUGCAUGCCCCAGCGGAAGCCGCCGGGUGCGUCCCCGAGGCACAGGAGCGGAACUCUGGCCAGGGAAAUCGAAGCCAAAGGCACGAUCGAGGCCACAAAGAGUGCCAGCCUUGUGCAGAGAGGGGGUGUGGUGCAGUUGAGUUUGCUGGAGAGCAUCUGCCUGCACAGCUCAGAUUUGGAGCAGCCAGUGUGCAGAGUCAGGCCGAUCAACCAGAAGUGUAGAAUGUGGACGUCUCACGGUGGUGGCGUGCAGGAAACAGCCUGUCUCGGCUCUUCAGAUCACAAACAACCCAUGACUCACUACAGCGACGGCAUGAAAGGAAUGGGGGCCCCCGUGAUCAAGGGCCUCUGGGACUCCCAUAACAAGAUGGUGAUGGAACCGCUGGACACAAACGAUCCAGAGGUCUAUGACAUCAUCAAGAAGGAGAAGCGCCGGCAAACGCUGGGCUUGGAGCUGAUUGCCUCGGAGAACUUCGCCAGCCGAGCCGUCCUGGAAGCCCUCGGCUCCUGCAUGAACAACAAAUAUUCCGAGGGCUACCCGGGCCAAAGAUAUUACGGUGGCACCGAGUUUGUGGAUGAACUGGAGCGUUUGUGUCAAAAGAGAGCGCUCCAGGCUUAUGGGCUGGACCCACAGAAGUGGGGCGUCAACGUCCAACCGUACUCAGGGUCCCCUGCAAAUUUUGCUGUCUACACCGCCUUGGUGGAGCCUCAUGGAAGAAUUAUGGGCUUGGAUCUGCCCGACGGCGGUCACCUGACCCACGGUUUCAUGACGGACAAGAAAAAAAUCUCGGCCACUUCGAUCUUUUUUGAGUCCAUGCCCUACAAGGUCAACCCACAGACCGGUUACAUUGAUUAUGACCGGCUAGAGGAAAACGCCCGUUUGUUCCAUCCGAAACUGAUCAUUGCAGGCGUCAGCUGCUACUCACGGAACCUGGACUACGCCCGCAUGAGGAAGAUCGCAGACGAGAACGGGGCAUACCUGUUGGCCGACAUGGCCCACAUCAGUGGCCUCGUGGCCGCUGGCGUGGUGCCCUCGCCCUUCGAACACUGUGAUGUGGUCUCCACCACCACCCACAAAACUCUGCGGGGUUGCCGAGCCGGCAUGAUCUUCUACCGAAAAGGCGUCCGCAGUGUAGACCCCAAAACAGGAAAGGAAACCCUGUACAACUUGGAAAGCCUGAUCAACCAAGCGGUCUUUCCUGGUCUUCAAGGCGGCCCCCACAACCACGCCAUUGCCGGAAUUGCUGUAUCUCUGAAGCAAGCCAUGACGCCAGAAUUCAAAGCUUACCAGACACAGGUCUUGGCCAACUGCAAAGCUCUCUCCAAAGCCCUUGUCGAUUUGGGAUACCAUAUUGUGACCGGCGGCUCGGACAAUCAUCUGAUCCUGGUGGACGUCUGCAGCCAAGGCACCGACGGCGGGCGAGCUGAGUGGGUCCUGGAGCUUUGCUCCAUCACGUACAACAAGAACACCUGCCCAGGUGACAAAAGCGCUUUGCGUCCGAGCGGACUGAGGUUAGGGACGCCGGCUCUGACCUCCAGGGGUUUCUUGGAAGAGGACUUCCGAAAAGUGGCUCACUUUAUUCACAGAGGCGUUGAGCUCACCUUGCGGGUCCAGAACGACAUGAGCCCCAAAGCGACGUUGAAAGAGUUCAAAGAGAAGCUGGAGAAGGACGAGACGUACCGAGACCCACUGACGGCGCUCAAGGAGGAAGUGGAAGCCUUUGCCGGCGGCUUCCCCCUGCCGGGCUUGCCGGUUCUGUAACGGAACGCUGCAGAACCGGAGCCCAACCCAAGCGGAAGGGCGAGGAAGAAGACCCAGAGAAAUGCCCAGUUCCUCCGAGGUGGCUUUGAAGCUUCGCUGGGUUCCUGUUUUAACCAGGCUGCCCUUGUGCAGGCUGGAUGGAGGAGGGAUGGAUAAAAGCUAAUGCUCCAAAUAUAUACUAUGCUUUCCCCUUUG
Pogona vitticeps (central bearded dragon) is the source of this 1968-nucleotide messenger RNA. The record is from RefSeq and is a predicted model, not a curated record. Lineage: Eukaryota; Metazoa; Chordata; Lepidosauria; Squamata; Agamidae.